This is a messenger RNA of Osmerus eperlanus (European smelt), 1742 nucleotides long. It is a transcript of the gene clta, whose product is annotated as clathrin, light chain A. Gene Ontology annotation, cellular component: plasma membrane; postsynaptic endocytic zone cytoplasmic component; clathrin coat of coated pit. Gene Ontology annotation, biological process: clathrin-dependent endocytosis; intracellular protein transport. Gene Ontology annotation, molecular function: structural molecule activity; clathrin heavy chain binding. The transcript is spliced from 7 exons. The record is from RefSeq and is a predicted model, not a curated record. The coding region runs from base 117 to 824 and encodes 235 amino acids. Lineage: Eukaryota; Metazoa; Chordata; Actinopteri; Osmeriformes; Osmeridae.
CACUCUCCUCCCCUUAUCUUUAGAGUUGAUCGGGUUGGUAGCUUGAUAGAUUGAGCUCUACGGUAGAUAGUCCCGAGAACGUUAUAUAAAACGAUCAUUCCAAAAAUUAAGUAAAUAUGGACGAUUUUGACAUGCUGAACGCGCCUGCUGCCGGGAAUGGAACCGAAGAAGACCCUGCUGCCGCAUUCUUGGCCCAACAAGAAAGCGAGAUCGCGGGGAUCGAAAACGACGAAGGUUUCAGCAUCCUGGACGGUGGAGAGGUUCCCUCGUCGUUUAGCAAUAAUCUGACAGGCGACGUACUAGAUGGAGCUGUCAAUGGGGAUCUCCAUGAGGAGAGCAACGGUCCUUCUGAUGCGUACGCUGCCAUCUCCAGUGCCGACCGUCUGCAGGCUGAACCAGAGAGCUUGCGCAAGUGGAGGGGAGAGCAGAGAGACAGGCUGGAGGCCCUAGAUGCCAACUCCCGUCAGCAGGAGACAGAGUGGAAGGAGAAGGCCCAGGUGGAGCUGGAGGAGUGGCACAGCAGACAGGAGGAGCAGCUGCAGAAGACCAAAGUCAACAACAGGGUGUUGGACGAAGACUUCUACAAACAGCCCUUCUCUGAGCUCAUUGGUUAUGUCACUCAUAUAAACCAUCCUUGCUACCGCCUAGACCAGGCAGCAGAGGAGGCCAUGGUGUCGGACCUGGAUGAGAACAACCCUGGAACAGAGUGGGAGCGUGUGGCUCGUCUCUGCGACUUCAACCCCAAGUCCAGCAAGCAGGCGAAGGACGUGUCCCGCAUGCGUUCUGUCCUCAUCUCUCUCAAACAGUCCCCGCUCGUCCGCUAAGAGGAGGUGGGGGAGGGGAGAGAGAGACCUCCAUCAUCUCUAUCUAUCCCCUAGCCUUCAUCCCCAGACCCUCCCACACAUUCCCUUAUUGUAGACCAGAGACCAGUGUCUCAGCCCCAACUGAGAGGUGUUUAGAUCGGAAAGGGUUUAAAUGGGGAUGAGCAACAUGGCAGCAUUAUUGUGAUUACCGUAGAGACCUGAAUGCCACGUUGAUGACACCUAUCCAGUCCUGUCAGAUCAGAGAUUAUAAGAGAAGGAAGUUAUUUAGGAUUUUGUGUGUGUGUCUGUACAGGGGUCGUGAAGAGACGGGUGUCAGAUUCCACAUUGACCUUUUGAACUUUUACCCAACGCCCAGAAUUACACUACAACCUCUCUUGGGGCGAUAGAUGUCAUUCCCAUUAACCUCUGUGCUGUUCCCUCCAGAAUAUUGGACCUGUGAUUGUUGUAAAUGGUUUAACAUUCCCCUAUCCUCAUAUUCCCUCCCGUCCAUUUAGUUUUCCAUCAUUAAAGAAAAAAAAAAAAGAAUAUACAGAUUUAUUUUUGUUCAUAUUCUUUUAAGGACCAAACUCCAUCUUUCCUCAUCGUUUGGUGUGGUUGAGUCAUGUUAUAGAGCCAAGCUUGUGGCGUUGUGAUGAUUUCAGAUCUAUGCAUUUGCAGCAACCUCUUUUUGAAGACUUCCCAAGUAUAAAAACACCCCCAUUAAAUCCAUGUGACCUAUGUAUAACAUGGUGUGUGUAUGUACCCCUAAAUACGUGUACCUAUGUACAUAUACUGGCAAUAUUAUAUAUAUAUAUAAAUAAACAAAACGUUAGUCAUUAAAGAGGAGAAAUUAUGGUUUAAGUAAUAGUCAUUGGCCGAUGUUGUGGCACUGUGUAUUGUCAAUGAUUUCAAUAUCAAUAAAGAUUGAAAUUAACUUGA